Messenger RNA from Trichogramma pretiosum, 4441 nucleotides. It is a transcript of the gene pod1, whose product is annotated as coronin-7. NCBI's taxonomy places the organism in Eukaryota, Metazoa, Arthropoda, Insecta, Hymenoptera, Trichogrammatidae. Gene Ontology annotation, molecular function: protein binding. The transcript is spliced from 18 exons. The record is from RefSeq and is a predicted model, not a curated record. The coding region runs from base 413 to 4096 and encodes 1227 amino acids.
ACCUCUAUACACAUCUCUCGGUACAUAGUGGGUGGUGGCGACAGUGGCAACAGCGGCCAGGCACAAGCACAGUGCCGAGACACCGUAUAGUGUAGCGGCUUUUGUUUUUCAUUGCCAUUGUCGUUGUGCCGCUCUGCGCGUGCAUCGUCGUCGUCGCGUUAUCCUUUACUUGUCCAUCGAUAAAUAUAGCGUUAAUAAUAGUAAAUAGGUGUGAUUCGGCUGUGUUCAAGGGGCAUUCAGAGAACCGACUGUUUAUUCUUGUCGAUUAUAUCAUAAACCAAUACUUGCGUCAAUCUCGAGGUCGCGAUCGCGCAACGAUGCACUGAGAGAGUCUCGAUCGCCAUUUAAUGAUUAACUAGGACAAAGACAUUACAGUCAGUUGGGAAGUAACAGGCAUUUAAAGACAAUAACCAUGGCGUGGCGAUUCAAAGCAUCCAAAUACAAAAAUGCAACACCCAUUGUACCCAAGCCUGAAGCAUGCAUCCGUGACAUCUCUGUUGGAUCUUAUCAGACUUAUGGAAACAAUAUAGCAGCAUCUGCUGCAUUUAUGGCAUUCAAUGUUGAUCAUAAUGGCUCCAGUUUGGCUGUUUUGCCAUUGGAGGACUGUGGCAGAAAAAGUAAAACUAUGCCUCUGCUACAUGCUCAUGCUGAUACUGUAACUGAUAUGGAUUUUUCACCUUUCCAUGAUGGGCUUCUUGCAACUGGGUCUCAAGAUUGUUUGGUAAAAUUAUGGCAUAUCCCAGAAGCUGGUUUAGAAGAAUCUUUAUGUAAUCCAGAAUGUACAUUUUCUCACCGCCAAAGAAGAGUUGAAGUUGUUCGCUGGCAUCCCAGUGCUGAGCAUUUGUUAACAACUGUUUCAUACACUAAUUUAUCACUUUGGGAUGUACUAUCACAAAAGGAAAUAUUUUCUAACAAUGAACAUAAAGAAGUUAUUCAAUCCGUCAGCUGGAAACAAGACGGUACUCUACUAGCUUCUACAUGUAAAGACAAGCAAGUCAGAAUUAUAGAUCCCCGUACUACCAAAAACAUUGUAAGCUCAGCUUCUAGUCACCAAAGUAUAAAAGAUUCCAGAAUUGUGUGGCUGGGCAAUAGUGAUAGAAUUCUUACAACUGGUUUUGAUGCUGCCAGACUGCGUCAAGUUUACAUUCGUGAUUUAAGAAAUUUGAGUGAUCCAAUAAAAACAUUGGAACUUGACUGUAGUACAGGAAUUUUGAUGCCAUUAUUUGAUGCUGAUACAAACAUGCUUUUCCUGGCUGGAAAAGGUGAUACUACAAUAAUGUAUUUGGAAGUAACAGAUAAAGAUCCUCAUUUAGUGGAAGGUAUUAGACACAGUGGUGAACAAACCAAAGGUGUAUGUCUAGUACCGAAACGUGCUCUUAAUGUUAUGCAAGCUGAAGUUAACAGAGUACUUCAACUGACUUCUUCAAUGGUCAUCCCAAUCAUGUAUCAAGUCCCAAGAAAGACUUAUAGAGAUUUCCAUGCUGAUAUAUACCCAGAAACAGCUGGCUGCAUUGCAAACAAUACAGCUAUUUCUUGGAUACAAGGACAUAACUUACCGGUACCAAAAAUAUCAUUAGAUCCAGCUAAACGAGCAAAGGGUGAAGAGCCAAUAAUGGUACACAAGGGAAAUCUUGCAACACUGAAGAGAAACCAACCUGAACUAAAUCUCGAAAUUCGUCAGCAAAAAGCGAUUGCAAUGUCAACUCCAAAAGGCUACACAAAAGCCGCAGCUUACAUAAUCCAAGACAAAGAGGAACUUAAAAAUGAAUUUAACGACGAUAGCGACGAUUAUCGUAAAGCUGAACUAGACAAGCUCGAAGAUGAAAAAUCAAAAAUUCAAAAUGGGGCCUCCCACGUUCAACCUCCAAAACCACUGCCAAGAUCUUCCAGGGCUAACAGUCUUUCGGACGAAAGUUCAAAGGAAGACGUGAAGCCCGUUGCUAAACCGAGAACUACCCAAAGUCCGGGUGCCGUUGUAACUUCGGUCAAUCCAAAUUGCAUCAGUGGAUAUAAGCCACGACUCGGUCCAAAGCCAUUUCAAGCUAAGUCCGCCAGUCAGGAGUUUUCUUUCGAUCGAGUUUUCUCCGUACCGCAAGCUCCCAAUCUAAGCGAAUCUAAUGGAACUACUAAUGGCGCAAGCAAUGGUCACUCGGAUGCAAACAACGAAAACGGAGCGGACAAAUCUCCAACGUACGAGAACGAUCGUCAAGAAGCGACGAGCAAAAGUGAUUCUAGUUCUAUCGAGGAAGAUGCCAAUUCUAGUGAUUCCGGUUAUAAACCUAAAACUCCUAGCACUGCCGAGAGACGGAAAUUAUUUGAAGUCAAGCCACCAUCCAAAGAUGAAUCCCCGGAAAAUGAGGAUCCUGGAAAUUUCGAACGCGGUGGUUCAAAUCGCAAUUCGAUUGCCGAACGUCGUCGUCUUUACGAAAAUCGCUCGGCAUCGGCCACGGAUGGAAAUCUAGCUGAAAAAGCUGCUGGUUCUCCAACGUCCAUCCGAAGGCGCGACAGUUUCAAGAGUAAAAAUGAUCUUACUAAAGACGAGGAACCACAGCCUCUUAAGAAAUCUCAACCACCUUCGAUGUUGCGACAACAAAGUAUGGAUCCAAGAUUAGAGAGUUCCAGUACCCCAACACCUAAACGUACUUCAACUGUAUUUGGGAGAGUAUCGAAAUUCAGGCAUUUGAAAGGUACCCCAGGACACAAGUCCACUCACAUUGAAAAUAUACGCAAUAUCAGCCGACAAAUAUCAGGAGAAUGUGACGGUUUUCACGCCAAUUCCGAUCGUGUUGCGGUACCCUUAAGUGGUCCUGGAGGGAAGAUCGCUGUACUGGAACUUAAAAAGACUGGAAGGUUACCGGAUGGCGUUAUGCCAGCUUUGGUACAUGGUGCAACUGUUAUGGACUUUCAGUGGGAUCCGUUUGAUAAUCAGCGUCUUGCAGUUGCUUGUGAUGACGGUAUGAUUCGCGUGUGGAAGAUUCCAUCUCAAGGUCUUACUCAGCCAACCAAUGAACCCCAACACAUCAUCGAAGCCCAUACCGAUAAAAUUUAUCUUAUUAAGUUUCAUCCUUUAGCUUCGGAUGUUUUAGCAUCAGCAUCAUAUGAUAUGACCGUGAAAAUCUGGGAUUUAGAACCAUUGAAUCUAGGUGCCACCAUAAAAAAUCGCAUCACGCUCACUGGGCAUACAGAUCAAAUAUUUAGCUUGGCUUGGUCUCCUUGCGGGCAAUAUUUGGCUACUGCAUGUAAAGAUGGAAAACUGAGAAUCUAUCAACCAAGAAAUAGUGAUAUCCCAAUUAGAGAGGGAAAAGGACCGGUUGGCACGAGAGGUGCUAGAGUCGUAUGGGCUUUGGAUGGGCGAUUUUUAGUAGUUAUGGGAUUUGACAAAGUAUCGGAAAGACAAAUCCUAGUAUUCAAAGCCGAAAACCUCAAUGCGCCUUUGAAUACCGUUGGUUUGGAUGUUUCGCCCGCGAUUUUAAUGCCGUAUUACGAUGAUGAUAGCUCAACUUUAUUCCUCACUGGACGAGGCGAUUCAACGAUUUAUGCGUUCGAAGUAACUGAAGAGACUCCAUACAUAUGCCCACUUAGUCAUCAUCGCUGUGCUUCUUUACAUCAAGGUUUAUCAUUUCUACCAAAAAACAAAUGUGAUGUUGCCAGUGUAGAAUUUGCUUCAGCUCUAAGACUGACAAACAAUACAAUCGAGCCUUUGAGUUUCACCGUUCCACGAAUCAAAAGUGAACUCUUCCAAGACGAUUUGUUCCCACCAACAAAGGUAACAUGGAAAGCUACCAUUAAUUCUCGCGAAUGGUUCAAUGGAUCCAAAAAGCAAGCAGCAAGAAUCAGUUUAAAACCACCAGGAAUGGAUAAUUUGAGUGAAAGUCAAGGACAGGCAGUAGUUACCGCACCAGUAUCAGCAAAGCAAAAUUCAGAAAAAUUAUCUGUAUCUCAGCCUUAUAGUAGACUAACUGGAUAUCAUCCAGAUGUUCGAUCGAAGCAGAAUGAUAUACAAAAAACUUUAAGCUCUCUUGUGGGGGACGUUGUAACAUGUCCGUUGGAACAAGAUUUGAUGGAAGGCGUGGACGAACAUGAAUGGGAUGAGUAAUUUUAGCACUGGAUUGCUGGUUUAUUUUAUAGACAAUUAUUUAUGAUGAAAUUUUUGUAGCCAAUCUGACGGGGUACUUGUGCAAAGGAAUUGGAAUUGUUUCAGAGUUACGCGAAUAUUUGCUCAUUAUAUCAUAUAGCUAUACUUCCAAUUUAUAAAUUUCAUAUUGCAAUGUAUUCUUAUAUUCUUGUAACAGUUUUUGCUAUAAGUUCGUAUUGGUAUUAUACGAAACUGCAGAGGUAAAAAAUUUAUUUAUCAAUACUUUCUGUAUUAAUUGACUCCGUGUAAAAAAUUAUAUCUGCGAAUUGAUAAGACAUGAAUCAAUUAAAAUUUUUUUAACUAUUA